CCAAUAUCUUGUAUUUUUAUUUGUAUAUUUAUGAUAUUUUUAGAAGUUUGAUUGUGUAGGACACACAUCCUCUUGUGAUAAAAGAGAUUACUAUAACUUUAUACAGUAUAACCCAGCCCAGAGACAGUUAUGCGGACAACCGCCAAGGCCCAAUCGUGGUCGAUUAGGACAUUAGGAGCAGGGAGCAAGGGAUGAUUACAUAGACGCAGCCUCAGAUUGGGCGGGAAACAAAGGGUAUCGUUCACAAUCGCCCAGGCAUUAGUUCUUAAACUACAAGGUUCUGCAUCUAUUUAAUCAGUAACAGAGUAAUAUGAAGAAAUCAAAGCAAGCAGAGGCAUCCGAAAGCGAAGAUGGAGUUGAUAUGAUCAGUAAAAUGCCGGAUCAUGUUCUUCAGUUGAUUCUUUCACGUCUUCAAGGUACAGAAGAAGUUGUUCGAACAAGCAUCUUGUCGACACGAUGGAGGCAUUUGUGGAUUCCAAUUCCCUGUGUAGACAUAGAUGAUUUCCGAGGGAUGAAUCUUUUACAAAGAUUCGAUAAAACCAAAUUUAGAGAGUUUGUGUUUUGGGUUUUGGCAAACAAAUCCGUGGAUUUGGAUAGUUUUCGUCUAAGUUAUGUAUUCUACUACAAUAAAUCGACACUUGGGCAAUGGAUUCACAUUGCUGUUAUGAAAAACGUGAAAAAACUUGACUUGGUGUUAAGCCCUCGGAGUAAAUCUGAGGUUGUCAAGGUGCCCCAUUGUCUGGUAACUUGCAGUUCAUUGGAGGAAUUAAGGUUGUCUUUGUCCGGAUGUCAUCUAAGUGUGCCUAAUAUUACUACAGGGUUUUCAGCACUUAAGGUUCUUGUGUUGAAAAAGGUUGAUUUGUUCGAUGAUUUUUCAGUUAAAUAUUUUUUCGAAAGCUGCCCAUUGCUUGAGGAGUUGUGGUUGAUAGACUGUUUUAUACACGAACUUUAUACUCUUCGUAUUUCAUGUCCGAACCUCAAGAGUCUUACAAUUGUCAACAAGGCGGGGGUUAGUUAUGAAGUGUUCAAGAAGAAUAAGGGCAUGUUUGAUACGCUAAAAAUUUCUUGCCCAAAGUUGGUGUCUUUGAUGCUAUCAGGUUAUGUAGCUGGUGAAUUUAUCUUUGAAACAAGUAUGCCCUCCUUGAAGGAAGUUUUUAUUCACCCUGAAGAACUGACUGAAGAUGAAAGGCCCCUUGUCGAUGGGUUUGUUGGAAUAAGUCAUGUGGAAUUAUUGUGCAUCACUCUUUACUGUGUCUCAAUGUGCUAUUUUCCGCCAAAUGAUGUCCCUGUAUCUCUACCCAAUCUCAAGACUUUGGAGAUAACAACUGGUGCAUUUGCAAUGAAUGAUCUCAUCCCAUUUCUCAUAUGUUUUCCACAUCUGGAGACUCUCCGUUUGUUCAUUACACAGGUAGAUCAGUUGGAAGACUGGAAACUAGAUGAUAUUGCAUCAAUGAGAAUCUUGACUCGUCAUUUGAAAUUGGUUGAGUUUCUUGGUUUCGAUGGAGAUGAUCGGAAACUGGCUAUAGCUCGUGCCAUAAUGGAGCAUGGAGAUGCAUUGGAGGAAAUGGUUUUCUUGUGGCAACAGGACGCCAAGCACCAUGAGAAGUCGAUGGAGGCUAUGAAGGAAAUGUCAAAUUUUCACAAGGCUUCUUCAACUGUCAAACUUACAACUGUACUUCAGCCAGCUCACCCUCGAUUCAAGCUCUGA
This is a messenger RNA of Lactuca saligna, 1708 nucleotides long. NCBI's taxonomy places the organism in Eukaryota, Viridiplantae, Streptophyta, Magnoliopsida, Asterales, Asteraceae. The record is from the annotation of a GenBank genome assembly.